AUGCCUACGGGGUGGUCUGUGGUUUGUGUUACAGUGCACCAUAAACAUAAACAUGACUUUAUUGAGAAAGAGCUCGAAUUGCUCCGAAAGCUGGGUGUUUUUGAAGCAGAAGAUUUAUUAGUUGUCGAAGAUCCCUGCAGUGAUGUUGGAUCGGCUGGGAGUACUCUGAACGCUUUAUUAAUUGCUGCUGAGCGAGUGUGCUACCGUAAAAAACAGGAUGACAUACAGGAAAGCGUCUUCGACAAUACGAAAAUUUUAAUAAUUCUCAUGGGGAGCGUAUCUAAUGCUUUCACGAGUUUAUCGAACCCCCAAAGUUGGAAGUUCCAACCAGAUACAGUGUUGAGCAAAACAAUAUCCAACGUGAACAGAAUCAGUGGAUGUAGUAGUGGUGUCUGGAUUGCAGGAACAAACUGCACUUACGAUCUUCCUCAUGAAUUGACUAUCGAUGAAGAGAGCUCGCUAAUGGCCUUUGCCUUUCAAGGUAACUCCGAACUUGCCAAAACUCAUGGAAGUUACUUGUUGGAUGAUAAGGGAGACUUGAAAUCUUUGUCCUAUUGCUCUGAUAAUGGCCCCAAUGCUGCUAUAAUUCUCAGCUUGCUGUAUAUGUCUCCUCGAGUAGCAAAACUAUUCUUGAGCUUGAGUUCUAUUCCACCCAUAGCUGCUACAACUUAUCAUGGAGAAGAUGCCGGUCUGCAGGGUAUGAGACUGUCGCUGUUUUUUGAUUUGAUCCAGUCAACGGUAAUGAGUUGCCAUGACUUCAUGGCGAACGAUUUUGGUCAAUCGAAGAUUGAAGAGAAGAUCAAUCAGAGGAAAAUUGCUCGUGCUAUUAUUUAUGACAAAUUUAACAAUAUCAAGCCCGCUAUAAAAGUUGCCCUUUUAGAAAACUAUCGCUAUCUGUCACAUGAUGCCGAAGUGGAGGCUGUUUUGAUGGCCAACAGUUUCAAUCGAAAGUCUUGGGCUGAUCAUUUGGAGGAUAUGAUCGCCGAUCCAAAGAAACCUUGUAAAGGUUACUCCUCUGUGAUUCUAGGUAUUGAAGAUGUUUAUAUCUCCGGACAUUUCAUUAGUAUCAUGGAUAAGUUCAAAGAUUUCUUGAGCGAAGAAUCACCUAUCACCUUAAUGGAUGUAGCUAGCAUAUUCUCAAGAAUUGCUCAUCUAAUGAUUCUGUCCUCUAAGGGACUUGGAGGCAUCAAUACUGGGCCUGCUGCCAAUCCUCAUUUCUCUCAUUAUUUUGAAGGAAUUCGAACGGCAAACAAUUUAAGCCAAGUGAAACUGAUAUGUCGUAGUUUACUGAUAUAUCUAAGAAAAGAAUGGUCAGCUUCACCCUUUUUGCUUGUUCGUGGUGCUAGACAUGCUGAGGCUGCUGUCCAGGUUCUUAUUAGUCGUCAAGUGAUGAAAGAAUACCAGAACGUUUUCGGGCAUUGUCACGCUAUCGAAUUUUUAAGAGAGCAGGAAGACAUUAAUAUUAAUCUACCCAAAACUGUGUUAAUCAAAGCAGCUGCAAGGAUUGAUCUAUGUGGUGGAUGGCUAGAUACACCUCCCAUAACCUUUGCCGAAAAUAAUCCAUGUGUGAUCAACAUGGCUGUCCUAUUCGAAGGAAGACAUCCACUAUCCUGCUAUGUCGAAAGAUGUUCAGAAGGGAAAGGGGUUUUUGUUUCAGUGGAAAAUCAAAGUACAUCUUAUUUGGAAGCUACAGAUAUCUUACGAACAUCAUCGCAACCUACAAUCUUUGGUUCAAUUUUUUGUGCUUGUAUUGUGGCUGUUGGCAUAGUCAAGGACUCUAACCAUAGUCUAAGUAGUCGAUUAAAACAAUUCUUCGACUGUGAAAAAAUCAUAAUACAAUGCAAAUCUCAUCUGAGUCACGGAUCAGGAAUGGGGGGAUCUUCGAUUCUCGCAUCGUGUAUUAUUGAAGCUUUAUUGAGAGCAUCCGGUCUGACCGAAAUAUCAAAAAAACAAAUAGUGUAUACGGUCUUAUGCGUAGAGCAGUUACUCACCACUGGUGGUGGAUGGCAGGACCAAGUAGGCGGUAUUUAUCCGGGCAUCAAACAUGGAACACUUUCUCAGAAAGGCUACAACGUUGAAGAAAUUCCUCUAGACCCUUGUUUUGAAAAUGAAAUUAAUGAACGCCUAGUUCUCGUCGAUACGGGUACAACAAGAUUGGCAAAAAACAUGCUACAGGUCUUUGUGAGAGGAUGGUUCACCGAUGUGUGCGUUCAGCAGAAACUUAGAGAUCUUUCUGAUUUAACUGAGCGAAUGAGAAAAAGCUUUGUUGAUGGUGAUAUCUCAACUCAAGCUUUAGAGGAACUCUCAGUCUUUCCAGGUGUUUUCCCGUCUAAAUCAGUAGAGGAGUACUUGGAAAUCAAGAAAUAUUUAACCUCCAAAAACUUGUCCAAAAGAGUGAAUAGCCUAAUCUAUUUCCUGAAGAAGGAAAAGGUGGCCGAAGCGUGCUGGUUUCCUGGCGCGGGUGGUGGAGGAUAUUUAUGCAUAUGGCUCUGCAAAAACGUGCAGAGAAAAAUUUUACUGGAUAUUAUUAAUGAAAAAUACAAGGAGUUCACCAUGCACGAAGUAGUUUUGACGCAUGAGCCAGUGUUGCGUAAGUACAAUGUGGAAAAUGAUGAAUUGAUUAGGAGCUGCUUUUAA
This is a messenger RNA of Auanema sp. JU1783, 2637 nucleotides long. The record is from the annotation of a GenBank genome assembly. Lineage: Eukaryota; Metazoa; Nematoda; Chromadorea; Rhabditida; Rhabditidae.